Messenger RNA from Helicoverpa armigera (cotton bollworm), 4224 nucleotides. RefSeq names its product zinc finger protein 888. NCBI's taxonomy places the organism in Eukaryota, Metazoa, Arthropoda, Insecta, Lepidoptera, Noctuidae. The transcript has 2 exons. Gene Ontology annotation, molecular function: chromatin insulator sequence binding. Gene Ontology annotation, cellular component: chromosome. Gene Ontology annotation, biological process: regulation of transcription by RNA polymerase II. Bases 240 to 1451 code for a protein of 403 amino acids. The record is from RefSeq and is a predicted model, not a curated record.
CUAUUCAUCUCCAAUUACUAUAUCGUGACAGCUAUUACGUUUAUUUGUGUAUUAUUCGCCAGUGAAACCGCCGGAAAUCAUGAUAGUUCGCCAUAUUGCUAUUAAUAUUGCCCGAAGCUAAAGGGCCAUUUUUUUAAUGAUAGUGUAAAAAUCUUUGUGUAUAACCGAGACAUUGAUAAAGCUAUGACGUGUUAGUGCAGUGUGUGGUUAUCGAGAAGCGUUUCUAAUUACAAGUCAAAAUGGAGGAGGUGAAGCUAGAACCGACUCCUCAACCAGUGAUGAAGUUCAUCAGUGUGACCAGCGAGGUCCUCACAGAGGAACAACGAGAAAUGUACGAAUCUGUCCUCUCCACAUGGAAGCCCGUCAUGUUCCCCAAACGGAUUAAAAGAUACAUAUGUAAUAAGUGCAAUAAAGAGUUCAAAAACUACCAGAACCUUUACCUUCAUACCACGAGAGUACACUCCUCCGAAGAGUCCGCAGUCAUCUGUGAUAUAUGUGACAAAACCUUUAAAAACAAACACUAUUUGUACAUGCAUCGGAUGAACAAGCAUUACUCCGAACUUGAGAAGUGUUACUGUCAGUUCUGCCUCCAAGAAUUCCGCACCAGAAGAGCUCUGCACAUGCAUGUUAAGAAGAUACACCCUAACACGCUACCUGAGAUUAAAUGCAACGAGUGUGGGAAAGAAUUCUCGGUACCUUACAAGCUGAAGUACCACAUCGAGUCCUGCCACAGGGUGGACAAAGAAAAGUACAAAUGCCACCUCUGCCACAAACUAUAUAAAUCCAGUUUGAACUUAAACAGACACCUUCACUUCCAACACAUGCCUGUCGAAAGACACCCUUGUGUCUUCUGCAACAUGACGUUUAAAUCCCGUCAUCAUAUGAAAAGACAUGUCCUGAACAUCCAUCCUCCGUUAGAAUCGAAAGUCACCUGUCCCGAAUGCUUGAAAGAGUUCAAAAACGAUCAGUACCUUAAAGAACAUAUGCAGGUACAUUCGUCGCUAGAUUCCAAGGUCAAAUGCGAUAUUUGUGACAAAUUCUUCCACUCGGCUAUUCGUCUAAAAAAACACAAGAAGAUAGUCCACCCUUCGAAGCCUAAACUUCGCUGCGAAAAAUGUGACAAAGAGUUUGCUCACGCUCAUUAUUUGCGUCGGCAUUUUAACGCUGUGCACUUAGAAAUUGACGAGACUAACUAUCCACAUUCUUGUGACCAAUGCGGGAAGAAAUUUAAGCUGAAGAAGUAUUUGAAUAAUCAUUUGCAAAGACAUGAACAGCAGCAUCUGAAGAGGAUUUCUCAAAUGGUGAAGACUGUUAUGGGGGAUGACAAAGAUGGGGCUUCUAAGCGGAGGGGGAGACCAAGGAAGGCACGCGCUGAGAUUGAGUUUAUCAAGUGCGAGCCGGUUUCUAGCUCAGAUUCUGAAUCCGGGGAAACGGAAAGUGAUUCCGAGUGAAAGAAUCUUCAAUUGUUUAUGUGAAGUGUCAAAGUGCAUAAAGUCUACUGUACAUACGUUUUAUUAAUGUUUUUGACGGUGUUACGUAUAGAGUAUGGCCCAGGAUGGUCGUUUUCUCUCUUUAUGUAUAGUUAGGACCAAAUUUUUGCAAAUUUAUUCCUAUUCUAGUUCUAAAGCGUCGGACGGUGGACUCUUGUUAUCAUAUUUGCCGAUUAUACUUUUUAGUUUACUCCACGUAAUUUUGUAAAUCUGAAGUUAGUCAAUUGACUCCUUACGUAUUUGAGUACUGUCAAAAAAGCUUUGCUAGUCCGAAGUUGGCUACAAAGAUGAUGCAAACAUUUCUGCGCAUGCGUGAUGCGUCAAAUAGUAGAAUUGUACGUUUGCAGUUGUUAAAUACAUUUUGUUUGGUUACAUUGUACUGGGCUAUAUUUUAAUGUUUGUUUUUUUGAAAAUGUAGUUUGUAUUACAAAUCUCUUCUUCUUGGCGAGUCGAUGGCAACUUAAAUUUUGGACCAUUAUUCUGAUCAAAUUAUUUUCAGGUUUUUCGUAUCUUACGUUGUAGAAUUGUAUGAAAACUUUUUCAAAAACUUUAAUGUAUGGUCUAUCCGUCUGACGCAUUUAAAAAUUCAAAUUUUUGAAAACUUAUCGAGUCCUAGCUUAUGUAAUAAGCUUUCGCUCUUUAAUAUCUUUCGCAUAGUAAAUGGGAGUAAAAAUUAACAAUUAUAGACUUAAAUAAAUAAAAAAUUAAUAGUUUUUCGUAUUAACUGUUUCUUACUUUGGUAGAUUUAUAUGUGUUGGUUGUGGCAACACUGAGGUUUUGGUAGAAAAGACUGAUGUUGAUUUGUUCGUGUGGUGCUACAAAAAUGUUUUUAAAUUCUUUUUUUUAUGUAUUUUAGUAUGAAACAAUAAAAUUAAAUGCUUUUUUUAAUCUAAAAAAUGAAGCCACAAGAACAAUCAACGAAAUAAAACUAAAAUUGAUAUGAUUGUGUAAAUGAGGCGUGAGACUAAAAACGAAUAAAACCCAGUGUUGCCAUAGUCAAAAUUGUUAUCUAUUUGGGGUCAGUAAUUUAAAAUAUUAAGUAGGUAUUUCGAAAUUAUGAGGGUACAUUUGGUACAAUAUUUUAAAAUUAAGUUGUUUUUUUUUAUGUAGUAGUAGAAAUUAUGUAUUUUUUAUUAAUUUUCAAUUUAAUUCCAGGUUUUUAAAGAUAAUGUGCAAUAUUUUUUAACUACACUGUAGAAUAAGAUUUAUUUUAUAGUUCUAUGGUAUUUUUACAAAGAUGGAUUACAUAAUGCAUGCACAAAUUUUAACUUUACCCUUGUAUGUAUGAAAAUGAUCAUUGUUUUAGUAACAUGGGUAAAAUAGGUUCCAAUAUUUUAUCUAUCUGUUGUUUCGCUUACUAAAGAUAGGGAUUUGACAAUACUUGUAUUUGGGCUAAUGUUAAAAUUCUAUCUCUACUAAGCUAAUGAUUAGAAAGGUCUCCUAUUAGAAUCAGUAAGACAUAAAAGAAUCGCCUUCUUUUCGGGAAGUCGGUUAAAAAUUAUGCUGCAUAGCCUAAAUAAGUUCUUAUUUAGUUAGCAACUUAUAUUAUUUUGAUAUUUGUUGUCUCAUCCUCAUAAUUUUGAAAUUUUUAACGCCUUGGACUUGUAGACUGUGUAAUUUUGUUAAGCAAUUUUUCUUUUGAUCAAGAAGUUAUUUAAAUAUAGAAGAUAUUUAAAAUAAUAUUGUUGAAGCUGCUCUUAUUUAUGAUGGGAAAUCGUCAGAUGAAACCUCUCACUGUGUGUGCAGCGCUCGGGAGUGUCAGACUGUUACUGACUAAACCCCGCCAUGUUCCUUCUUAAGCCCGCCAUGUACCAGCACUGCGGUAAUAAGCGCGAACAAUCCCGCAGUGUCAUAACCACACUUGGGGUAGUUAACUAGAUCAAAAAUCAAUUAAUUUAUUUUAUUCAUGUGUUGUCUUUAAAUACUGUCAUUUUAAUUUAUGGUUUUAAUGUAAUAAUUUUUUUAUUGAUAAUAUAAUUGAAAUAAGUACACAUUUUGAUGUGAAAAAAUCUGUGUCGUCAUAGCUCACGUUUUAAAAUUGAAGAAAAAUAAUUAUAUUGUCUAUCUAGUCCUUGGCUAAGUUUAUAUAAUUAUUAUUAUAGUAUAAAUGUUAUAAAUAUGUAUAUAAGGUUAUUAUUUAGGUGUUUAGUUGAUGUUCGCUGACUGGUUUUUCAGCUACAGUCUUAAAUAUGUUUUAUUUAUACACGAAAACCGAAAAUAAAUCGGACAAUAAGGGCAACUUUUGCAGCAUAAAGUAAAAUUCCUCUCGCGCAAUCUGUCAACGCUGAAAAGUGGUUUCUGUUAUAUUAUGUGCAAUUACGUUUGACGAAAAUGGGGUCGAUAAGUGCUGGAGUGGAGACCACGGACUAGCAAGCGCAGCGUAAGACGUCCACCAACAAGGUGGACAGACGACCUUAUAAAGGUCGCCGUCGACGCUGGAUGCAGGUCGCUUCCAACAGGUAUCUGUGGAGAUCUAAGGGGGAGGCCUAUGUUCAGCAGUAGACCUAUGCCUGAGAUGAUGAUGAUGACGUUUGACGAGAACUAUACUAUGGUUGGUUGUCAGUACUUAUUUGAUCUGAAAUAUAUAAUUCUUUAUAAAAAAUGUCAUUUUUUUAUUUGCUGCAGCUGAAAAAACAGUUUACGUAGACGUUAAGUGGGUACAUUUUAAUGUUAAAUAUUAUUUUUAUUUCAAAUGGAUAUUUAUUGUAAAUAUAAUAUUUUGAUGUGAAGCUGA